AUUUUAUGCGUUUACGUGCAAUGUAGUUGUUAUCUAUAGUAACAAUUUCGAUUUUCUUUACACGUGUAUCAUUUUUUCAAAAUUAAUGGAAAUUUCCGAAGACGAAUUGCUAUGCAGCAUUUGCAACGAAUUGUUUAUAAAGGCGAUAACGCUACCUUGUCUGCAUAAAUUCUGCCAACAUUGCAUCGAUCAGUGGCGUGCUCAGAAAAGCGAUUGUCCCAUUUGUAGGGCCAAAAUUACCGAUUACUCGAGGACGACCCUUUUGGACGAUUACAUUGAGAAAAUUGUGGAGGGGCGGGACGUCGAGUACCGAAAUCGGCGGAAGGCAGAAAUAGAGGAGAGAGAGAAACCAAGGCCGUCGCCGUCGUCCUUCAGGGAAUUUAGUAACAUUCACAGCUAUGUAGGCAAUGUUGAUACUUCGAUCUCACCGGAUGAGAGUAGUGAUGGAAGUGGUUUGGAAGGAGGUUCAAAUUAUGAUAGCCUUUUUCAUUCUUAUCGAGAAGAUAUUUUUCUUCACCUAGAUGACGACAGUGAAUCCGAUUCAAUGAAUCAUAGUCGAGGAGACGACAAUGUUUCAAGUUUUAGUUCUGCACAAGAAUCAAUAGUCGAUGGCGAUUAUGAAGUUUAUUCUGUUUCAAGUGAGGAUGUUUUAGAAAACGGCGAUGCCUCGGAUUCUAGUCACUCCACUCAGGACGAUACAAACGACGAACAUAGCUCUAAUUCGGGAGGUAAUGAACAUGAAUAUGUCAGUGGUGACGCUACUACUGAUGAAGAUACUGAAAAUAGUUCCAAUUCAGAAAGAUCUAGUGUUGAAGGCAUUAAUAACGAUGAUUAUUAUGAUUUUGAGUCUGAUUCCAGUCAAAACCAAGAAGAUAGCGGUGAUGAAAUUGACUUCACUUCGGAAAGUGACGACGAGUAGUAUGUGCACCUAGGAGUUGGUAUAAUUUUUUAACUUGUCGUUUAUUAUUAUUAUUUUCCAUUUGUGUAUAACUACCUACUUUUCAAUAUGCUUUAUCUCUUUAUAUUACACGCAAUCUUUUGUA
Molecule: messenger RNA, 1043 nt
Organism: Photinus pyralis (common eastern firefly)
Lineage: Eukaryota; Metazoa; Arthropoda; Insecta; Coleoptera; Lampyridae
Product: E3 ubiquitin-protein ligase rnf8-A-like
Exons: 2
Coding region: 86-919 (277 amino acids)
Biological process (GO): ubiquitin-dependent protein catabolic process; protein K48-linked ubiquitination; double-strand break repair
Cellular component (GO): site of double-strand break; nucleus; cytosol
Molecular function (GO): ubiquitin protein ligase activity; histone binding
Source: RefSeq, a predicted model, not a curated record